Lates calcarifer (barramundi perch) is the source of this 1236-nucleotide messenger RNA. RefSeq names its product bMERB domain-containing protein 1. Lineage: Eukaryota; Metazoa; Chordata; Actinopteri; Centropomidae. Bases 278 to 850 code for a protein of 190 amino acids. The record is from RefSeq and is a predicted model, not a curated record. The transcript has 6 exons.
GUGGCGUUACUCAAUUACUAUCCACGCAGCUCGGGCAUGGGUUACAGCGCUGGAGCCUUUAGCGCCGCUCGCACACAGACACCUGCAGAGCUGGUGGGGACCACUGGAACAUCUCGCUCUCUUUGCCUCUGCAGGUUGGUGACUGACGAUGACUCAGUGAAUUACAGCAACAAACUGAGACCGCGAGACCCUCCCCUAUAGUUUUCCUUGCGAUUUCCCAGCCUCUGCAAGUGGGAAGAGAGAAAAGAGGGAAAGAGCCGCCUCCGCUGCUGGACCGAUGGAGAAGAAGCGAGGAUCUUCUCAUCAGUACGGUUCACUGGAGCGCACUGAAUGGAGUAGAGACACCAAUAAACCAGAGGACGACGUGGUCUCCAUGGCAGACUCCACCAUCACUGUGGAUGACAUUGAGGGGGAGCUCUUUAAGAUUGAGAGGAUCAGAGAUGUCCUGGUCAGGAGGGAGUCAGAGCUCAGAUACAUGAUGGAUGACAUUCAGCUGUGCAAGGAGAUCACUCGUCUGAAGAAGGAGCUGCACAAAUUAGUGUCCAUUCCAGAUAACGACAAGUCCAAUGAGGACCGGCAGAAGGAAGAAGAACUGCUGCAGCAGAUCCACAAGCUGGUUGAGACAAGAGAUUUCCUGGUAGACGACGUGGAGUUUGAACGACUCAGGGAGAAAGAAGAAGAUAAAGAAAUGGCAGAUUUUCUGAAGUCUAAAUUCCCAAGAAAUAUGAAGAAGACAGGUGUACCAACCAGACGGGUGCCAUCCAGGGCUCAACAGACCUCCUCUCCCUUCACCAAGACAGGCCUCACCCUGCUGAAGGAGUGCUGUGGCUUCACGUGCUCCAUCAUGUAGACUGGGGCCAAAAUGAAGAGCCCCGCUGUUGGGCUGAUACAGGGGCUGCAAACCAAAAUGGCCGUCCCACAAGAGUCAAUAUUUCCAGUUUCAGCUUUUCAGUCUGAGAAAGACUUUGAAACAUGGAUGGAGCAGCACAGAUGAGAAUUUCUCAGAGGGAGAGUAUAGGAUGUUGGAUAGUUGAUGUGGUGUGUUUUUAAUCCCAAGACUAGAGUUUGUCUUGUGUUGGAUCUGUUUUGUGUGUCUCUCUCUCUCUCUCUCUCUCUCUCUCUCUUUCUUCCUUGAUUUCAUGUCUGAUUUUAUUUUCAUUCUCUCUCUCUCUGCUCACCAUAUCUCUCUUUGCAUUCCUGUUUCAUUCUGCUGUUACUUCUCAGCCAACUUUUCGA